Messenger RNA from Emiliania huxleyi CCMP1516, 761 nucleotides. RefSeq lists its product as hypothetical. Gene Ontology annotation, molecular function: protein binding. The transcript has a single exon. NCBI's taxonomy places the organism in Eukaryota, Haptophyta, Isochrysidales, Noelaerhabdaceae. The record is from RefSeq and is a predicted model, not a curated record. The annotation marks the transcript as partial.
UGCUCCUCGAGGCUGGCGCAGCGAUCGACCAAGCCCGCAACAACGGCGCCACGCCGCUGUUCAUGGCGUGCCGUGAGGGCCAGCUCGAGUGCGUUCGGCUGCUCCUCGAGGCUGGCGCGGCGAUCGACCAGGCCGAGGAGCAAGGCGCCACGCCGCUGUUCGCUGCGUGCCACCAGGGCCACCUCGAGGUCGCCAAGCUCCUCUCCUCCUACGGCGCCUCCCGCGCCGCUACGCCCUUCGGCACGCCCGAGGAGGUUGCAACCGAAGAAGGCCACGCCGACAUCGCCGCCUGGCUGGUCGCCAGCCGCGGCUGGACGCCGCUCGCGCACCUUGAGACCCUCACCGCCGCCCGCGCCACCUCCCUCCUGCGCAGCGGCGCAAGCCUGCACGAGGGCGAGCCGACGCCGCUGCGGCGCGCCGCGGGCGGCGCGGGCGAGGCGGCGGCGCUGGUCCGGCGGGCGGCGGCGCCGUGGUCGCCGACAAGCCACUCGCUCUUCCCCGCGGCGGCGCGCGCGCGGGCGGCGCGCCUCGUCCUCUCGCUCUACGAGAUCCACGAGCGGUACCACCUCGAUUCGGCCGGAGCCACGAACGGCAUCGCGGCGCUCGACUUUGGCCACUGCGUCUUGGGCUUCGCCAUCGCGCGCGAGACGGAGUAGGCCGGCGGUGAGAGUCUUUGCCUCGGCUCCGACCAUGGUCGUGGCUCGUGCUGUUUGCUGUCUUGGGUCCGGAACCGCUGUUUGGAUUGGGAGAGUGCGCAUGUU